Molecule: messenger RNA, 3000 nt
Organism: Saccharomycodes ludwigii
Lineage: Eukaryota; Fungi; Ascomycota; Saccharomycetes; Saccharomycodales; Saccharomycodaceae
Exons: 1
Coding region: 1-3000 (999 amino acids)
Source: RefSeq, a predicted model, not a curated record
AUGUCCAAUAAUGAGAAUAAAACUACCAACAACGUACAAAGCCUAUCUAUGCUAAUGAAUCCAGUGCUUUCGCCUAAAAAUAACACUAAUACUAACAACAUAAACAAAACUGUAGAUACAAAUAGCUACAUCAGUCACAAUAAUUAUACAGUUGAUCAUACUACAAAUACAAGUAAAUCUGACCAGUCUAUUGCCGCUACCAUAGGUAGUAGCAGUACCAUAACACUUACAGAUCAAAUGAUUAAAAGAGGUCCGUGGCUAGUAGAGGAAGAUCAAUUGCUAUUAAAGUUGGUGGAACAAUACGGUAUUUCUAAUUGGGUUAGAAUAUCUUCUCAUUUGAAAAGUAGAACUCCCAAACAAUGUAGAGAAAGGUAUCAUCAGAAUUUAAAACCUAGUUUGAACAAAUCUCCAAUAACUGAUGAAGAAGGUGCCCAGAUCGAAGAAUUGGUUAAUAAUAUAGGUAAAAAAUGGGCAGAAAUUGCUAGAAUAAUUGGAAACGGUAGAAGUGAUAAUACUAUAAAAAAUUGGUGGAACGGUGGUCAGAAUAAAAGAAAAAGGAAAAUGGCUAAGGAGUUGAAACAAAAAUUAAAAAAUGGUACCCUUACUAAAAACACCUUGAAGGAUGUAGAUAAUGGUAAUAAUAGUAGUAUCAAUAAUAAUAGUAAUAUCAAUAAUAAUAAUAAUAAUAAUAAUAAUAAUAAUAAUAAUAAUAAUAAUAAUAAUAAUAAUAUCAAUAAUAAUAACGGUACUAACAACAACAACAACGAUAAUAAUAAUAAUAACGGUAAUAAUAACAAUAAUAAUAAUAAUAUUAACCAGUUUAUACCGGGUAUACAUUCCUUAACUAACAAUGCUACAUACAAUCCUGCUUCCAAGAACACCUUCACUUCAAUACCUUCCAUCGAGGACCAUUCUUCCAUUAACAAUGGUAACAGUUCAAUGUUUAAUAAUCAGAGCUCUUCCGAGAUGUACCUACCACAUACAACGAGUAACUUGGGUAGUAAUACACAUAUGUCUGCAUUGCCUAGCACCUCCAUUCCUUAUAUCAAUCCGUCUUCAAGAAAAAACUCAUAUUCUUUUGAUCUCAUCAGUAUUAAUAACAACAAUAGUAAUAAUGCUAAUAGUAACAAUAAGCACACACCUACAAAUUGUUCUUCUGGCACAACAUCACGCAGGUCAUCGAUGGUUUUUUUGGAAGGUGCCAAUAAUAAUCAUAAAAGAAGAAGUGUUGCUGGACUAUCAUCAUCUGCUUCUGUAUGUUCAUCACCCGCAUCUAUGGCUUCAUUCCAACCUUAUAACAUUAAUACCGCAAUCAGUGGCAAUCCUAUUGCAUCCAAUAAUGGUAUAACUACGAUAGGCAAUGGCGGCUAUUUUCCUCAUUUGACACAUCACAGAUCUUCUAUUAUAUCCUUGACUCCAACUCUAUCCAAUACCUCAUUGACAUCACAAGGGAGUAUAUCUUCUAUUUCCAAUAUUAGUACUAUCAAUAGCAAUGCUAAUGUCAACGGUGGAUCACACACUUCUACUUCCAACUCCAAUUCCAAAUCUAAUUCCGAUCCUAGUCCUAAUAUAAACCCUACUUCUAACAACACAAACAACGCUAUUAAUAAAGGUGCUACGUAUUCGUCUAUUAACUCAAAUAGUGUUAAUAAUGUUACAACUAGUACUAAUGGGACAGAUGGUUCAUUAUUUAAAGCUAAUUUUAAGUUUCAACAGCAGCAGCAGCAGCAACAGCAACAGCAACAACAACAACAACCACAAGUGGCAUAUGCAAUUAAACCGGGCAAUAAUGUCAAUAAUAAUAAUAAUAAUAAUAAUAAUAAUAAUAAUAAUAAUAAUAAUGGCAGUUUAUUUACAAAUAAACAUUUUUCUGGUGUAACCGGCUCCUCAUCUUUUGGAAUAAAUAAUAAUAAUAAUAAUAAUUUUCCAAACAAUUCUGUUAUUAGCAAUAUUGUUUCAAGUGGCAUUGAUGACAAAGGCCCUCUAGAUCCAACAAAAACGAGGAGAAAUUCGAUUAUUACAGCAUCUACCAAUUCUCACUCAACACAAUCAAACAGUAGUAACCUCGCCACUACUUUCAACGGUAAUGGUACUAAUUUUGUGGAGGAUCCUAGUUUUAUUGAUAAAUAUAAUGUAUUACCUAAAUCAAGGAACAACAGUGUUCAUUCAUUACAACAACAGCAUUGCUUUCAUUUUCAACCACAGCAACAACAUUUUAAUGGUAACAUUGGGACUAGACAUAAUAGUGUUCAUUCAUUAAAUACAUAUUCUCAGAAUUCCAUAUCAGGCUCUAUGAAAACAAAUGCCAAUACUGUUUUUCCUAGACAUAAUAGCGUUGCUGGGUUAUAUUUUUAUGGUAAUCCGACUACAGUGACCUCUUCUUCAAACAGUAGUAGUUUAAUGCCUACAUUAACAGCCUGUAAUCAGGCACAACAGCAACAACAACAAUUGCCAUCUACAAUAAAAAGCGCUACAUCAAAUAUUACAAGCGGCCUAAUGCACCCACCACAUAGCGCACCUAUUAGCUUCGGAAUUGGCAAUAAUGAUAACAACAAUAACGACAACAACAAUAAUAAUAAUAAUAAUAAUAAUAAUAAUAAUAAUAAUAAUAAUAAUAAUAAUAAUAAUAAUGGUGGUAUUAGCAAUAUCGGUAUGAGUGAUAAGAACAUUGAUGUUAAUGGUGCUAAUACUCAUAAUAACAAUAAUAAUAAUAAUAACAAUAAUAAUAAUGAUAAUAAUAAUAAUAAUAAUAAUACUCAAUUUAUUAACCCGGUAUCUGUAUUCCCACAACAAUACCAGCAAAGUGCUGUUUCAAACAACGUUAAACAACAUGUUGUUUUGCCAGGCAUAAGUAAUUUAGAACAUCUAAUACAGACCGGGUUGAAUGUAUCAACCAAGGGGGCAGGAAGUAAUAAAACUAAUACGAGCAUUUCCAGCACGACUGGUGGGUUUGGUUCUCUAACUAAUACCCUGAAUUCUAAUUAUGGCAAUAAUAAAUGA